AUGUCCAAGUCUGAUGUCUCGACUAUCGGGCAGUGGAAGCAGCAAAGACUUUUGAGCUUUCUGGCGUCCAAGAUCGGUAGUAAAAACAGAUUAGUUCGGCUCGCCGUUCUUGUUGUGCGGUUUUCGACUAGUGCAGUUGGAGUAUUACAUGCUAUUUCGUUAGAACUAGACUUAGGAUGCACGGCUAGCAUUCUGCUGCAUUUGACCUUCUACGCGGGUGCCCAGAAUUCUUGGCAGCGCAGACGAAGGUGUUGUUUUUGGUAUGCAUUCACUGGCGUUCUAGAAGCAGAACUGGACGCAUUUCGUCAGUGGUGGAACACCCACAGAAUAAGGAAGACGAAAACUGGGCAAUGUCCUGGCGGCAUUCCAGAGGAUAUCUUUGCUUUGCCUCAGCUAACCGGAACGCAGGACUACUUGUGCCCUAUUGAUUCUGAGGUGUUUGGCGAGGCUUAUGAGCAACUGGCCUCUGUUGAGCCUAGCUUCUAUAGUCAAAGGUUUGAAGACGCCGCUCAGAGUUGUCUUAGUGUGAUGGGAAUCAGAGCUGCAAACAUAGCUUCAGAAAACUGUGUGAUGAACGGCGGCCUCCAACUUGGCCAACCGUCAGAUUCUUUCAAGAGACUACAGUCUUGCAACCUGCUUCGAUUUACUAAAUCAAAUGACGAAUGCUUGAGAGCCCUGGCAACUAUAAAGAUUUCAAGAGAGACUGAGUUGUCAUCAACCAGAUUUAGUGCCGGCAGUUUCUUGGCAACUCUUGAUACUUCGCCUGGGUGCCUGCAAUCAAAAAUAAAGAACAUCAAAAAGACGAUUACGGAAUCAUCAAAUAAUCGUCAUUUGUCACAUCUUACCUCCCUGUCUGUACAAGGUCAAGCGGCUCGAUUCAAGGACGUGGAAGCUGAGCACUUUGCCUUGUCCCUAAAAUCUCUACCCGAUGACUUGUUCAAAUGGGCAAUAAAUGGGCUCCAGGACACCCUCCCAUCAGCAACCAACUUACAGUUGUGGAAGAAAAUUUCGUGCAAUCAAUGUCCUCUCUGUCACCAACCCCAAUCGCUGUGCCACGUGCUAAAUGCAUGUCCCAGUCUACUUGAUCGAGGUUUGUACAAACAGAGACACGACAAUACGCUGAGACUAUUUGUGGACUUUCUAAAACGUCAUCUUAGUCAACAGUUUUCCAUAGUAGCCGACCUACCAGAAUCAGUAUACAAUUUUCCUGUCGAUAUAACCUGUACCUGCCUUCGUCCAGACAUUGUUGUUUGGAAUGCCGUCCUCAAAAAGGCCUGGAUGCUUGAGCUGUCGGUCCCAUUCGAAACAGUCGUGGAAGAAACGAAGGCCCGGAAAGAACGCCGCUAUGCCCAACUUGUCAAAGAUGCUAACCAUCAGUAUAAGACGGAGCUUUUGCAUCUCUUGGUUGGGUCGAGAGGAUUGAUUUUUCCUGAAACUCGACGAGCAGUCUGCAUGUUGUGCAAGCCUCUUCAACGCGACUUGGACGAUCUGUUUCAAGCUGUCAUUCAUUCCACCCUGAAAGACUCUUUUCGAUGCUGGUUGGCAAGAAGAGACAACAUCUCUUAACUUAAAAGUGUUUUUUUGUUGUUGUAAUUUCUGCUUUUAAUCAUUUGUGAUGUAUAGUCUUCGACUGGACCUCUACAUAGCACUCCAGAACUCUACUUCUGUUAUAGUGCUACCAGUCCUGUAGACGCUUAUUGUACUGUAUCGUUCGGUAUAUUACAAUAAAGGACCUUCCAUA
Messenger RNA from Corticium candelabrum, 1741 nucleotides. RefSeq lists its product as uncharacterized. Lineage: Eukaryota; Metazoa; Porifera; Homoscleromorpha; Homosclerophorida; Plakinidae. The record is from RefSeq and is a predicted model, not a curated record. The transcript has 5 exons. The coding region runs from base 1 to 1566 and encodes 521 amino acids.